GAUUGUAUUUUACAAAUAAAUAUCUCGAAUUUACAAUUGAUGUUACUAUAGGUAACAAAUAUAACAAGAACGGUAUCUUUUUAUUUUUGUAUCUCUCUGAUUUUGACCAAAAACAAUCAUAAAAAAGUAGGAAGUAUUUUCAAACCGAUACGCUGAUAAAUCUUUCAUUUCCUUACUUAAUAAUUUCAAUUAAGCAAACACAGAGGAAUCGAGGAUUCUCCCUUCUUUCUUUGUCCAAAGGUAUAAGAAGAAGCACCAUUGUUAGUAGACAAGAGUAAUUAGCAGAUUUUGAAGAUGUCGAUUAAGGGAACAGAAGAGGGAAUAAUGGAGAAUGAGACUGAAGAGAGAGGAGAUGAGUCAAGCAUGAAGAGCUUUCUAUGGCAUGGUGGUUCUGUUUAUGAUGCUUGGUUCAGCUGUGCAUCGAACCAGGUUGCUCAAGUUUUAUUGACACUACCUUAUUCAUUUUCACAAAUGGGAAUGGCAUCAGGUGUAGUUCUACAGAUCCUCUAUGGUUUUAUGGGAAGUUGGACAGCUUAUCUCAUCAGUGUUCUCUACGUUGAGUACAGAAGUCGAAAAGAGAAACAAAAUGUUAACUUCAACAACCAUGUCAUUCAGUGGUUCGAAGUGUUAGAUGGUUUGCUUGGUCCUUAUUGGAAAGCAAUUGGAUUAACAUUCAACUGUACAUUUCUUCUCUUUGGUUCUGUUAUCCAACUCAUCGCUUGUGCAAGUAACAUAUAUUACAUAAACGACAAGCUAGACAAGAGGACAUGGACUUACAUAUUCGGAGCAUGUUGUGCAACCACAGUGUUCAUACCCUCGUUUCACAACUAUAGGAUAUGGUCCUUUCUUGGUCUUGGAAUGACCACUUACACCGCUUGGUACCUCACCAUCGCGUCUCUUGUACACGGUCAAGUCGAAGGAGUGACUCAUUCCGGUCCAACCAAGUUGGUUCUGUAUUUCACAGGAGCCACUAAUAUAUUGUACACUUUUGGUGGCCAUGCUGUUACGGUAGAGAUAAUGCAUGCAAUGUGGAGGCCAAGAAAGUUUAAGUACAUAUAUCUAUUGGCUACACUUUAUGUCUUCACCUUAACCGUUCCAUCGGCUAUUUCUGUCUACUGGGCCUUUGGAGAUCAGCUUCUCACACAUGCUAAUGCUUUCUCCCUCCUUCCUAACUCACCGUGGCGUGAUGCUGCAGUUAUCCUCAUGCUCAUUCACCAGUUUAUAACAUUCGGGUUCGCGUGCACGCCGCUAUACUUCGUGUGGGAGAAAGUGAUCGGAAUGCACGAGACAAAUAGUAUUUUGCUACGAGCGGUCACAAGAUUGCCUGUGGUGAUACCGAUUUGGUUCUUAGCCAUAAUCUUCCCUUUCUUUGGUCCCAUUAACUCAGCCGUUGGUGCACUUCUAGUCACGUUCACCGUCUACAUUAUCCCAUCACUCGCUCACAUCCUCACCUACCGCUCUGCUUAUUCCCGACAAAACGCAGCGGAGAAGCCACCGGCAGUGAUAGGCGGUUGGAGAGGUGCGUAUGUGGUGAACGUGGUUGUGGUCGUUUGGGUGUUGGUGGUUGGUUUUGGGUUAGGAGGAUGGGCGAGUAUGACUAAUUUCAUUAAACAAGUUGAUACUUUUGGCCUCUUUGCUAAAUGUUAUCAGUGUCCUCCUCCACGGCCCCAUCACUGACAUUUGUGCUCCGCCCAUUGGACAAGGGAGUGUUUCUGAGCCAACAACAAAUUGUUGGGAAAUCCACAUGAACAAUGAUUUUUUUUUUUGUUUUAAUGAUCUUGAAAAGAAAAAUAAAUGUACUCUUUCCUUUUUUUUUAGUGUUUUAUGCACAAUGAACUUUAAAUUUUCAACUUGAGAUAUAUAUAUAUAUUUAAAAAGUCUCUACA
Molecule: messenger RNA, 1886 nt
Organism: Camelina sativa (false flax)
Lineage: Eukaryota; Viridiplantae; Streptophyta; Magnoliopsida; Brassicales; Brassicaceae
Source: RefSeq, a predicted model, not a curated record